AUGUUUGACACGAUCCUUGCUGCCUUCAAGAUAUGGAAGAAUUUGGUGUGCACUUCUGCUACAUCAGGUGUUUUGUUCUUCCACAGAGUACUGGGCCAUACCGCUGUUGGACCGUCUUCUGGAACCCUCGGUAUAACCGACGAACGCACAGGCCGUCGUUACACCAUCGAGAUAAAGAACAAUGCAGUCAAAGCACUUGACUUCUUGCAGAUCACAUCUGCAGGGUUGGGCGCAGAGGUAGCCGAUCUGUACGACAACAGUCUCAGAAUUCUUGAUGAAGGAUUCUGGAAUACGGCGUGUUGUGAAACGUCGAUUAUACAUAUCAACGGCAAGGCUGGCUACAUGCAAUAUCGCAACAAGUCGAUUGAGGAGCUGUUUCUCAAUAAUGACUAUGAAGAAGUCGUUCAUCUCUUGAUUUGGGGGUCAUUACCUAGUCCAGAGCAAAAAUCAACAUUGAGACGCAAAUUGGCCGCGCACAUGACGGCUCCGAAAUCUGUGAUAGAUACCAUCAAGGCUUUCGCGCCGGACGGCUUGACGCAUCCCAUGAUUCUGGCCGGUAUCGCCGCUUUCGCCGCUCUGGAUAGCGGAACGCGCUUGGUACACAAGUCUAGCAAGCCUGCAUAUCUCGGAACUCCAGAGCGAGCCGACGAUGCCAUCAUUCGCACUCUCGCUAGUCUGGCUAGCACAGUGGCUCUAGUAUACUGCCACAAACGCGGUCGGAACUGGACGCCUCCUACUCCUGCGGGCUCUUACAUCGGAAACAUCUUGCUGAUGAUGGGCCUCGUCGAGCAAAAUGAUGGUGGUCCGAACCAAAAAAUGGAACAUUGCCUGGAGCGGCUAUGGGUUCUGAAUGCGGAACAUGGGAUGACGAACUCUACCGCUGUAUUUCUUGCUGCUGCUUCAACGCUCCAAGAUCCCUUGUCAUGCACCGUGGCCGCUGUGGCUUCGGCAUAUGGUCCUCUCCAUGGGGGCGCUGUCGAAAUGGCAUACAAGGAAUUCGAGAGAGUGGGAUCAGUCGAGAAUGUUCCGAACCUCAUUGCGGAUGUCAAGGCGAAAAGGUACCGCCUUUUUGGUUAUGGUCACCGUAUCUACAAAGUCAGAGACCCGCGUGGAAAGCUCGUGCGUAGACUUAUCGACGAGUAUAAGGAAGACCUCAACAAAAAUCAGUUUUUGAGAGUUGCGAUGGAGAUCGACAGAAUUGCAGAAGAAGAUCCAUACUUUACCUCAAGACAGUUGAAGUGCAACGCGGAUCUCUACGGCUGUUUCUUAUACAGUGCGCUCGGACUUGAGACGGACAUAAUUUUGGCUCUUUCAUGCCUCUCACGAGCACCUGGAGUUAUGGCCCAUUGGAGAGAAUCCAUGAUGAAGAAAUCGCCCACGAUCUGGCGACCUCAGCACAUCUUCACCGGUAUUGUAGACAAAAACACAACCUGAAAAAGGCGUAAGCUACGAAGCUCAGAUUGGAAAAUCAGAGUUUUGUCCACAAAAUUGGUUCCACUCGGCCCGUUUGACUCGUACAAACAGUUCCUCCAUGCAGACAGGUAACCACAGCUUACGCCAUGAACACUCGAACAGAGCUUUCUUCUCCCC
Messenger RNA from Aureobasidium pullulans EXF-150, 1590 nucleotides. RefSeq names its product citrate synthase. The coding region runs from base 1 to 1434 and encodes 477 amino acids. The record is from RefSeq and is a predicted model, not a curated record. The transcript has 6 exons. NCBI's taxonomy places the organism in Eukaryota, Fungi, Ascomycota, Dothideomycetes, Dothideales, Saccotheciaceae. Gene Ontology annotation, biological process: tricarboxylic acid cycle. Gene Ontology annotation, molecular function: acyltransferase activity, acyl groups converted into alkyl on transfer.